Rhagoletis zephyria (snowberry fruit fly) is the source of this 1812-nucleotide messenger RNA. RefSeq lists its product as uncharacterized. The record is from RefSeq and is a predicted model, not a curated record. Gene Ontology annotation, molecular function: protein dimerization activity. Lineage: Eukaryota; Metazoa; Arthropoda; Insecta; Diptera; Tephritidae.
AAUACCAACACUAUUCAAAAGUUAUUUACGCCAAUAUGUCGACAAUUAAGUUUGCACAAAAUUACCCGUAAUAAUAUAGGGGAGAUUUUAAUGCAAAAACAUACAAAUGAAGUUAACAAUUUAAAAACAACACUAAAAAAUCGCAUAAUAUCUAUAAAAAUUGACAGUGCCCAGCGGCUUUUUCGUAACGUGGUAUGCUUAAAUGCGCAAUAUUUACUAAAUGGAGAAAUUACCAUAAAAACGUUGGCAGUAAAUAAUUUUCGUGAAAAACACACCGCAAGAAACCUAAAAGAACUAAUUUUGAAAAGUCUAGAAAGGUAUGUGUCAAUAAUUACUUGAUAUUAAAGAUAGCAAAGCGUUUUUUGUAGCAUUAGCGUUUUCUAAUUUUAAAAUUAAUGUACAUACAUACAUACUUAAUUACUUAUCUAACUUUUGUUGAAAAUUCAACAUUCAAAAUUUAUUUACUUAUUACUUUAACUUAAUAAAUUUCAAUAGAUAUGAUAUCACAAUUAGUCAAGUGUGCAGUAUCACAAGUGAUAACGGCAGCAACAUGGUCAGCUGCGGAAACCUCCUGCAACACGAAAGUAAGGAAGUAGAAAUGCCUUUACUAAAUCCAUCAGAAGAUGUCGACGAUGCCUUUUUUGAAAGUUUCGAAACCAUUUUUGAAGAUCUAGAAUUCGACACUUGUGUUUCGCAAAAUUUUCAGUCAAUUGUAGUUAUACGAUGUGCCGCGCAUACCAUACAGCUAAGCGUAAACGACGUUUUUAAAAAUGAAGAAAUUAAAAACUGUUUUAGAGAAUGCCGCAAUGUAGUGCGAAAGCUGCGUACGCCAGCAAUGCACAGACUCAUAUCGUCACAAAAUUUAUUGCCUCCCACAGCUGAUUGUCCAACUCGUUGGUCUUACUCGUAUGAGUUACUUAAACGGUUGAGAAACUUAGACACAUUCAUCUCAGAAAAUAUGAAAGAAGCCAAUAUUGACUGGUCCGUAAAAUUGCAAGAAAAAAAUUUGCUAUUUGGAGACUUCAUUAAAACCUAUUUGGAAAUGAUUCUUGUUGUAAAGAAAGAAGCGGACAAAUAUCACAUUUCCAAACUUUUGUUGCAGUCUUUAAACCAGAGGAAAGAUAACUUGCUCCAAAACCCAACCGUGGCGGCAGCAAUCUAUCUUGAUCCGCGACUGAGACGGUUACUCCACAGUCCAGAAUUCGCACCUUUAAAAUCAGUUGCAGUAGCGCAUUUGAAGGCUCUCUACUUAAAAAUUCAUGGAAAUGACAACAAUACGCAAGAGCCUGCUGCUAAUUCAAGUAGUGAAGUACAUGAAGACAGUGACAAUUUGCUUGGCACACUACUAAACCAAAUCUCCCAAUACGAACCAAGAAGCGAAAAUACCACAGAGGCAUUUUCAAUCAUAGAAGCAUUCAAUGAAAAUUGCGAUUUGAAGGCCAAUUUAGCAGACUAUUGGGAGUCAAAAAAAUUUACUCACAGUACCUUGUACCAGCUAUACAAAAUUAUUCAUGCAACUCCCGCUACGCAAGUUAGUGUAGAGCGGGCGUUCUCCACUUUAAAAUAUAUAAUUAAUGACUAUAGGUCAGGUUUGAGUGAUGAUAUCACUGAAGCGAUGUUAAUGUUACGGCUCAAUUAGUUUUCGCAUAAUUUCUUAACAGCGUUUUGUUUACUAUUUGUUAAUUAUUUAAUAAAAAGAAAUCCCAUAAUGCUACGUACUCCUACAUAAAUUUUGCUUACAAUUUUCUUCUUAAAUAAUGAAACAAAAAAACUAUUGAUAUUUCCUUUUUGAUAAUCAACGAAACGAAAUUU